AAAACUCAGAAACUCCUCCAAGAACCCAGACUUCAGACCAGCUCCCAACACCAUGACCUGCUGCCAGACCAGCUUCUGUGGAUAUCCCAGCUGCUCCACCAGUGGGACAUGCGGCUCCAGCUGCUGCCAGCCAAGCUGCUGUGAGACCAGCUGCUGCCAGCCAAGCUGCUGCCAGACCAGCUUCUGCGGAUUUCCCAGCUUCUCAACCAGUGGGACCUGCAGCUCCAGUUGCUGCCAGCCAAGCUGCUGUGAGACCAGCUGCUGCCAGCCAAGCUGCUGCCAGACCAGCUCCUGUGGAACUGGCUGUGGCAUUGGUGGUGGCAUUGGCUAUGGCCAGGAGGGCAGCAGUGGAGCUGUGAGCACCCGUAUCAGGUGGUGCCGCCCAGACUGCCGUGUGGAGGGUACCUGGCUGCCCCCCUGCUGUGUGGUGAGCUGCACACCCCCAUCCUGCUGCCAGCUGCACCACGCCGAGGCCUCCUGCUGCCGCCCAUCCUACUGUGGACAGUCCUGCUGCCGCCCAGUCUGCUGCUGCUACUCCUGUGAGCCCACCUGCUAAAAGCCAGUUUGCUGAUUUUCAACUUGAAAUUUCCACUUUCAGUUCCAUUCAUGAACAAAUUAUUUCUUCAAGCACUUAUGGACAACUAACAAAUUCUUCAACCUUUCUUUGGCUUUCUUAUGGGGGCUACCAAAUAUUUUGGCCUCAGAGUUAUCUGAUUCCUUUCAAUUCCAGAAAGACCUUACUCUUCUUUCUGAGGACGCCAAAAUACAAAUUUGACCCAAGAAAUGAAAAAGCCGAUUUACCUUGAAACUGAGCCUUUGCAAGCAUUGAAGCCCACGCUCUGAGUCUCAGCGCCGACGAGACCAUGGAAGAGCCAUCUGUCCUUCUCAGGACACUCACUUCCUGUAUCCCACCGUCCUGCAAAUUGCACCCCCUAUUGAAAGAGGAAUAAUAUACCAAGGUCUAAUAAAUUUUAACUAUUGGUGCAACAAA
This is a messenger RNA of Pan troglodytes (chimpanzee), 991 nucleotides long. Its product is annotated as keratin-associated protein 1-3. Gene Ontology annotation, cellular component: keratin filament. Lineage: Eukaryota; Metazoa; Chordata; Mammalia; Primates; Hominidae. The transcript has a single exon. The record is from RefSeq and is a predicted model, not a curated record. The coding region runs from base 53 to 556 and encodes 167 amino acids.